Molecule: messenger RNA, 984 nt
Organism: Copidosoma floridanum
Lineage: Eukaryota; Metazoa; Arthropoda; Insecta; Hymenoptera; Encyrtidae
Product: vitamin K-dependent protein C
Biological process (GO): proteolysis
Molecular function (GO): serine-type endopeptidase activity
Source: RefSeq, a predicted model, not a curated record
AUGAGGACGCAGGAAGUCGUAAAGUGUCUGCUUGUAGCCGUGGCCCUCGUUUUGCCCGACAACUACACCUUGGCCGACGAUCGCCACGAUAUUACGACGAAACGCAGUGGCACCAGGAGAAACCCAAGGCGUAUCUUCGACAUCCUCCUCGGGAAAUUUCGGCCUUGCCUUAACUGCGUAUGCGGAAAAUCCAACCGUGGGGGUGCGAGGUUCCUGGGUGGCGAAUUCACGGAGACCCACGAGUUCCCCUGGCUUGCCAACGUCCACGUGAAGAGCAGCAAUCUGUACUUCAGUGGGGUACUGAUAAACGACCGGUACGUCCUGACCGCGGCUAGCCAACUGAUCGGCGCGACGCCACCCGAGGUGAAAGUAGCUCUGGGUGAGUACGACCGGUGCCACCUGGACGUGUCCUCGGUGAACAUGAGCGCCGACGCCCUCAUCUCGCAUCCCGAGUUCAAUUACGAGUCCCGAGCCCACGACCUGGCCCUCGUGCGGCUCAGCCGAUCGACGCACCUUGAGAGGCGCGUCCUGCCUGCCUGUCUCCCGGAACCCGGGUCGACGUACCUGGGCCACGUGGGCACUCUGAUGGGCUGGUCGGAGACUCCGUCGGUGGCGGAGGCGCCGCUUACGUGCCGACCGCGGAAGCUGGGCUUGCCCGUUUUGGGGAGGCGCGAGUGCUUGAGGAGCGGCGCGAGGCCCGAGUAUUACCACGAGGAGAGCGGCUGCGUCGGUGUUAUCGGCAUGAGCUCGAUUGUCUGUCGCAACGAUGCGGGCUCCUCCGUGAUGCACAGGUCUUACCAUGGCUUUUAUGAUCUAGUUGGUAUUUUGUCGGACAUCAACAACUGCAACGACACCAUUGGCACGGCCGUGUACACGAAAAUCGCACCCCAUCUCGAUUGGAUUUACGAAAAAACAAAGGACGCCUGCUACUGUUUGAGACCGUUCGAUGUGCCGGAGAUAAAGUCCCUCAUGUUUGCUUACUGA